Messenger RNA from Rotaria sordida, 1188 nucleotides. NCBI's taxonomy places the organism in Eukaryota, Metazoa, Rotifera, Eurotatoria, Philodinida, Philodinidae. The record is from the annotation of a GenBank genome assembly.
AUGGAUACACUUUAUGAUGAUUUAAUGAGUCUUUGUUCUCUGGAUGAUACUUUCUAUUACAAAGAUAUUCGUUUAUAUUCAGUCAAAUAUCGUAUAUUCAAUUAUCGUCUCUGUUCUUACGCAACAUUUCAGUCUCGUACAGCAGCCUUGAAUUGUCGUGGAACGAUGUUCAACAUGACGAAUCCGAAAAAUGUACAACUUGUUUCUUUACCACUAGAGAAAUUUUUUAAUUAUGAAGAAGGUUUUGGUCAAAAACAAUAUCAUGAACGUGGUCGAUUAGGGGACAAAAUGGAGAAAAUGGAUGGCACAUUGAUAUCAACAUUUUUACAUGGAACAGCUUCGAAAGAACUUCGACUCAAAUCAAAACAAUCAUUGACAUCAAAGCAAGUUGUGGAAGCGAUGCAACUACUUGUUGAUGACUUUAAAACCGAACUCGAAAAAUUGGUUCGUCUCAACUAUACAGUCGAUAUGGAAUAUACAUCGCCUUCCAAUCAUGUUUUCGUUUCCUAUCCACAAGCUCAACUCACUGUUCUAUCUAUUCGAUCACAUACCGACGGUCACACUUUGUUCGGUACUCAAUUGAAAAAAUUUCUUCUUGAAAAUCAUUUCCCUACAAUUCUCGAUCAUCUCGUUCCCUUUGAAUCCAUUCCACCUGAUGUAACACACAAACAAUUACUCCAAGAUAUUUAUCAACAACCUCAUGGCGAAGGCUAUGUUAUUGAGAUUAUCCAACCAGAUCGACCAUCCUAUCUUGUCAAAAUCAAAACACAAAAAUAUCUUAUGGUUCAUCGCGAUGGUGAAAAUGCGAACUCUCCAAGAUCAUUAUUCGAAGCUAUUAUUAACGAGAAUGCGGAUGAUUUGAAAGCAUUGUUUAAAGAUGAUACAGAAACAUUAAAGAGAAUCGACGAAAUGGAACAAAACAUAAGGCCAAAAUACAAUCGAAUGAUUGAAUCGAUUGAACAAUUUUACCGAACGAACAAACAUUUGUCGAAAAGAGACUUCGGUCGAUCAAUCAAGAUGACAGAAAAUAUGAAGAUUUAUUUACCACUGUUGAUGAGAUUGUAUGCAGGCGAGGAAAAUAAUUAUAAAGGUUUUGCCAUGAAAAAUUCAAAAGAUCUAUUUGGUAUUUAUGGCGAUGGAAAUCAAUCAACAACAGUGAACCAACAUGAAUUAGAACGAGAAAAUUGA